AUUGAGUCAUCCUGCCCACCCCCCUCACCCAGGCUGAACGGCUCCCUCUCUGCUCACCCCGAGAAAGACGAAUUGAUCCUUUUUGGAGACGUACCUGUAUAACGACCUGUUUGUUUACAACAUCCGGAAGAACAGCUGGUCUAAAGUAGAGAUCCCCAACCCACCACCAAGGAGAUGUGCUCACCAGGUCUUUGGCCCUCGCCAGCUGUCUGAUAGAUUAUCUUACCUGUCGCAGCAAGUGACUGGGUGACUGGUACAUUUCAAAAGCUGCCAUACAGGAUGCGAAUUUAUUUUCCUGCCCAUGGCCAAAGCUCUUUAGAGCUUCCUGGCAGCAGUGGUGCCCACAGCUGGUGGCCAGCUGUGGGUAUUUGGCGGGGAGUUUGCAUCUCCCAACGGGGAACAGUUCUAUCAUUACAAGGAUCUCUGGGUCCUGCAUUUGGCUACCAAGACCUGGGAGCAGAUCAAGGCGUCAGGAGGCCCUUCUGGACGAAGUGGACAUCGAAUGGUUGCUUGCAAAAGGCAGCUGAUCAUCUUCGGAGGUUUCCAUGAGAGCGCAAGAGAUUACAUCUAUUACAACGAUGUAUAUGCCUUCAACCUGGACUCCUUCACCUGGAGCAAGCUGGCUCCAUCGGGGAUUGGGCCUGCUCCAAGAUCUGGGUGUCAAAUGGCUACCACGCCUGAGGGCAGCAUAAUCAUCUAUGGAGGCUACUCCAAACAGAGAAUUAAGAAAGAUGUUGACAAAGGUACCCUGCAUACAGAUAUGUUCCUGCUGAAGACUGAAGGUGCAGGCAAGGAGGAAGACAAGUGGUCGUGGAGUCGGCUCAACCCGUCCGGGGUGAAACCCACUCCCAGGUCUGGCUUCUCCGUGGCAAUUGGUCCCAAUAACCGCUCCCUUCUGUUUGGAGGCGUGCAUGAUGAAGAAGAGGAAGAGAGCAUUGAAGGGGACUUCUUCAAUGAUAUUUAUUUCUACGACAUCGGGAAAAACCGCUGGUUUCCUGGACAGCUAAAGGGACCAAAAUCAGAGAAGAGGAAGCGAAGACGUGGCAGACAAGCUGAGGCAGAGGGUGCUGGAGAUGAAGAGAUAGAGAAACAACCUCCACAAGGCCCGGUGGAGAUUGUCAAAGAGGUGGUGGCAGAAGAUGGGACUGUCAUGACAAUCAAGCAGGUGAUCUCUGGACCUGCAGAAGAGAAGGAGAGGUCUGAAUCGGAGGAGGAGGAGGAAGAUGGAGCCUUGGGCCAGCAAGUAGAGCCAUGCCCACGUUCGAAUGCCAUGCUGGCGGUGAAGCAUGGGGUUCUCUAUGUGUAUGGGGGAAUGUUUGAGGUGGGCGAUCGCCAGUUCACACUCAGUGAUCUCUACAGCAUCGACCUACACAAGAUGGAAGAAUGGAAGGUGCUAGUGGAGAUGGAUCCAAAAGCACAAGAAUGGCUGGAGGAGUCAGAAUCGGGUGAAGAGGAUGAUGAUAUGGAAGGUGCAGAGGGAGGGGAAGAGGAAGAAGAGAGCUCUGAAGAGGAGAGUGAAGAUGAGGGAGGUGAGGAGCAACACCCGUCUGUUCAGCCUGAUGAGAAGCACGCAGACUAUCUGUCCCGGACGGAGCAGUAUUGGAUUAAAGUUGCCCGCAGCAACAUGGGCCCGGAUGCCAAGGAGAAGAAGGUGGUAAAAGUGGCACAUGCCAUGGCAAAGACUUUCUACGAAGAUUCAGUGUAGAUACUGUUAAGACUGUUUCAUGAGUGAAGAAACAUGCUGGGAGCAGUGGCUAGCCCCACUGAACUCAGCCUGAUGUGCCAGGCAGUCAGUGUGGCCAGAAGGCAUCCUGGCACUCCAGCUUUUGCCUACUCUUGAGUGCCUCAGGGCUGACCGGUCUCAAUAUGCCUAUUUGAUUAAUACUCUGGAUAUGCUAAUCUCCUGGAGGUUGUGGGGAGGGUCUUCAGGAACAGGAUUGCUGUCGAAGGACUUGUUCUGCUGAGGCUGGCAUAUACAAUACUGUCGUAUUUUUGUUCAAAAGUUGUUUUGAGUCUGUUAAGGCCAACUGCACAUCACAGUGGUUCGCUGGUCCCAAAUUACCUACCCUGACUGGGCCCAGAAUGUGUCUCCAAGGGUUUCUGCAAUAAACUUACUUGGUUACGUCA
Messenger RNA from Egretta garzetta (little egret), 2127 nucleotides. It is a transcript of the gene KLHDC4, whose product is annotated as kelch domain containing 4. The transcript has 13 exons. The record is from RefSeq and is a predicted model, not a curated record. Lineage: Eukaryota; Metazoa; Chordata; Aves; Pelecaniformes; Ardeidae. The coding region runs from base 503 to 1705 and encodes 400 amino acids. Gene Ontology annotation, molecular function: protein binding.